AAGGACAAUCGGUCUCGUUUCUGGGGGGUGUACAAAAGAGUCGCAGAGGAACACGAUGGCGAGUUCCUCGAGCGAUACACUACUGACAUGGACAUCGUCUUGAUCUUCUCUGGUCUUUUCUCCGCUGUCAGCACGUCUUUCAUCGUCGCGAUGGAGUCCAAUCUCAGUCCUGACCCCAGCGACACCACGAAUGCGCUUUUGAAGCAACUCGUGCAGAUCGGACUCGGCAACCUCGCUCAGGCGGGCACCACUCCCAAAGAACCAGCAUCUACGUGGUCGCCGUCCGAGUCGACUCUGAGAAUCCAAAUGGUCGUAUACGCAAGCUUAUCCAUGAGCUUGCUAGCAGCAUUCGGGGCCGUACUGGGAAAGCAGUGG
Molecule: messenger RNA, 375 nt
Organism: Suillus plorans
Lineage: Eukaryota; Fungi; Basidiomycota; Agaricomycetes; Boletales; Suillaceae
Exons: 2
Source: RefSeq, a predicted model, not a curated record